Zootoca vivipara (common lizard) is the source of this 7205-nucleotide messenger RNA. RefSeq names its product galactose mutarotase (gene GALM). Lineage: Eukaryota; Metazoa; Chordata; Lepidosauria; Squamata; Lacertidae. Gene Ontology annotation, molecular function: aldose 1-epimerase activity; carbohydrate binding. Gene Ontology annotation, biological process: beta-D-galactose catabolic process via UDP-galactose, Leloir pathway; glucose metabolic process. The record is from RefSeq and is a predicted model, not a curated record.
GAUUCUGAUCGUUGGUAGAGUCUCUUGGGGCAAAGUUCUCCCCCCCCCAUAGUGUCCCUCUGAUUCUUUCUUAUCUGUCUGUGUUGGUGCAUCUUCCUUUGCAAACAAGUUUCGUGGGAGGGGGCGAGUGGGGAGCAAUGACAGAAGUGAAGAGAGAGAAAUUUGGGGAAUGGCACCUUGGCGGAGGGACUGUGGAAAAAUUCCUGCUCAAAUCCAGCACGGUAAAAGUGGAAAUUAUAUCCUUGGGCUGCAUAAUCGCCGCGUUGGAGACUAAAGACAAAGAUGGAAAAUUCUCAGAUAUUGUUCUAGGCUUUGAUCAUUUGGAAGGGUACACCAACAAGCACCCCUACUUUGGAGCUGUUGUUGGACGGGUUGCUAACAGAAUUGCCAGAGGGAAAUUUACAGUGGAAGGAGUCGAGUAUCAAUUAGCCAUCAACAACGGACCCAACAGUCUGCAUGGAGGAAAGAAAGGUUUUGAUAAGGCUAUCUGGGAACCUGAAGUGCUGCCAGAUGGCGUACGGUUUUUCAGAGCAAGUCCAGAUGGCGAAGAGGGAUAUCCUGGUGAGCUGAAAGUCUGGGUGACGUAUACUCUCAAGGAUGGGGAGCUAACCAUCAGUUACAGAGCUCAAAGCAGUAAGACCACACCAGUCAAUCUGACAAACCAUGCGUACUUCAAUCUUGCAGGCCAGGGAUCACCCACUAUCUACGACCAUGAAUUUACCAUACAGGCAGAUUCUUACCUGCCAGUGGAUGAAACCCAGAUCCCCACAGGAGAAAUUGCUUCAGUGCAGGACACAGGUUUUGAUCUGAGAAAGCCAGUGGAAUUUGGAAAACACCUACAGAAGUUUAAGCUCGGAGGGUUUGACCACAAUUUCUGCCUGCCGCAGACGAAAGAAACACGCUUCUGUGCGAGAGCCCAUCACCCCCCUAGUGGCAGAGUGAUAGAAGUUUAUACAACUCAGCCUGGAGUUCAAUUUUACACUGGGAAUUCUUUAGAUGGCACUCUAAAGGGAAAAGGAGGCUGUGUGUAUCCCAAGCAUUCUGGCUUCUGCCUGGAAACACAGAACUGGCCAAAUGCAGUGAACCAGCCUAAUUUCCCAGAUAGCCUGCUGCACCCAGGAGAGGAAUACAAGACCACAACUUGCUUCAAGUUCUCUGUAGCUUAAGCAAAGACCUGCAGCAAGAUUUUUUUUUUGUAGCAAUCUGUAACAAGGUAGUUUUCAAAGAUUCCAGACUGUUUGUUUUAGGAUCAAAUGUGUCAUGUAUCCAUGUACUCAAGAAGUCUACUUGACACCAUCCUGCAGAUUUAAGAUUUUCUACAGGCAACCUUCUCUCUCUCCCACCGCCCCCUUGAGCGCUUACUGGUUCAAAGGCAGGUGGAAAUGUAAUAUUUGCAUUGGGUCUAAAAUAGACUCUAAAUGCAAGAGCUGUGAAGAGCUGUUUAAAAGCUUAUAUUGGUUUGGAAUUCAGUAAUGUAGCAAGGAUUAAUGAGAAUGCAUAUGAAGUGCUUUGAAUCAUUAACAAAUAGACAAGUGGCACUGGUAAAAAAAAUGUUAACUGCUGCUGGUUCAGUACAGCCAACAUGUCCUUUCUGGAUUCUCUAUUCCACCACAGGACAAACUAUAAUUCCCAUCUUCCCCGACCCCUGGUCCUGUUAGCUAGGGAUCAUGGGAGUUGUAGGCCAAAACAUCUGGAGGGCCACAGUUUGGGGAUGCCUGGCACAUAUUGUCCUCAGUGAGCUGUACUGAAGAUCCUGCUCCCAUUUUCUUCUGCAUACCUAGAAGUAUCUCUAAACAUGCCUCUAUUGCUGAUUUCUCAGUAGCCAUUUGUGAUGCUAAAUAGGCUUAAUUCAGUACCUAAGUUUGCUGUUAGUAUGUUGGUGGGGUGCUUCCCAUUAAGUUUCCAGGUAACUGAUGGGUUUCCCAUCAGCCAGCAAGGCUGUUACCCCUUUUCUACAUGCAUGUUACUAUUUUGGCUACCUAAAAAUUGGAGACUUACUAUAUACAGGUGGGGUCCUGCUAUAAAAUACUGUGCUGUAGAUCCCUGGCACACACCUGAAGUGUGUGUGUGCGUGGGGGGGGGACUCCCCGCUCUAAUACAAGUCUGCUUUCAUUUGCAAACUUUUUAAACAUUUCAAAGUAAAACUAGUGUACCUUAAGCUUAUGCAUCUAGUGGAGUGCUUGAUUUGGCAUGGGAAGAGGCAACUUCAGUAGACUGACCUUUGGCCCAACCCCUAAUGAACAUCACUGGCAAGCUUGAGAUAAAUCAUAGCCUGUCAUAAGCCACUCUCACCCACAGCCCUUUCUAUACUCAUACAAGGACAAAUGUGGGUUUUUUGUUUUGCUUUUUAAGGUAAGAACACUAAACAGGAAGGGUUACAAUAGAAAAGACCACUUUCUAUCUAUGUCUCCCCCACUUCAAAAGUAAAAACAUCUGUGACCUCGUCCACAAACUGUGAGAAGGUAUUUUGUUCUGGCAUUGAGAAUACAGAUUUGUCUGUCAACUGUUGCUUGCCUUUUGGCUGAAAAUAAAAAUAUCACAAGCAUUUUUGCUUGCCAGGUAGAACAAUCUUCCCGCUGCUCCCUGUGUGUUCUCCUGACCCUCAAGGGGGGGGGGGCAGGUUAGUUGAAUCCUGCCCAUUGGGUUGUAUUCAACUCAGUCCUAUUCACAGUAAACUCUAAUUAUCCUAAGUUAGUCAGGUCCAUGAGUUUACUCAGAGUAGGACCACUGUUAAAAUUUACAAGAAAAUUGGUUGUAUUUAAGGAUGGUGUUUGGUACUGCACUAGGCAACCAACAUUUUUAACUGAUCUUAUAAUCUUUGCCCACCUUGAUUUUUAGACAAUUAUUAUUCCAAAAUUCUAAACUUAGUGAAAACAGUAUGUAACUGAAACUAUCUUCUGUGCAGGAAAUAUUCAGACAACCAAUUCAAGGUUAGUAGAGGAUACAUCAAUGAAACAAUCUACGUAAAUUAGCAAGAUUAUACAAUUUUUUUGUAAAAUAUUUUACAGUAAUUCAAAAUUGAGAUGAACUGACUCACAAGGAUUGCCAAUUGUGAAAGUGAGCAUGCAACUUCCUUGAUUAGAAAAUGUUAAGCAUUUUUAUUUAUCAGAAACAGCAUAUUCAUUUAGUAUCAUAAAUAUAGCCAUGUCAAGACAGUUUAAAACAAAAACUGAAGUUACUUUGUCACUCAAGUCCCAUCUAGGUGUUCUGUCAUAGAAGUUAAGCAGAUGUUACUCUCUGUUCAACCUUAGGUUUAGUAUGUUAGAUUUAGCCACAGAUUUUAGAUUAGAAGCUAACUUCUACAAUACUGGAAUUGCAGUUAAGCAGCAGGCAUUUCCAGAUGAGACAUAUCUUUGAUAAAGGUGUAUGUUUGAUUUCAGCAUUUCUGUUUGCCAUUGUGAUACAGCUCAAUUAUAGCUAAAUUUUGCCCUGCUAAGGGAGCUGCUAAGAUGCAAUUUAAGCUGUCAGUGAAGAUACAGUCUUCAAGCUAGCAUCCUGUUUUCAUUAAGGGAGAAAGAGUAAGUGAACCAGGGAGAUAGAAACUACUUUCACAAGAUCAGAUUCUGCUUUGAAUUCACUGUUACCUUGUAUCCAAAAUACCUUGGGAAAAGCCCGUUGCUUACACUACUUUCUUGGUAUCCCAGAUGGAACUCCAACAAAAUGGCAAUUUGAAUAAAACUUAUGGGUGCCUCAUUUAAGAUAAUUGUUCCUGUGGUGAUAUGUCAUAAGAGUAUUCUGCUAAGCAAGCCAACUUGAUUUUACAAGUUAACAGGUCAAACUCCAACACUUGUGUAAAUACCAUUACAGAAUCAGAUGGACAAGCAGCUUCCUUAAAAAUACCCUUGCAAGUCAUAACACCCCAGAAAGCCUGAAGCACCAAAUUAAAUGUCACACUUAAGCUUGAUGCCCGCCUGGGUAUUUUUAGCCAAUACCCUUGCACAGUAUUUGUGUACAACUCUAAAUUAUCUGUAAUCUGCUUUUAACAUGCACUUGAAAUAUUAACAGAAGCAAAUAGCAUUACAGCAAAGUUAGAAACACACAUUUUAUUUCAUGUGCCCAUAAAAAGACCCACUUUUCAGAUCACAGGAUGUUAUUACAUACAGAAAUUGUGCACUAGUCUAAUGUAGCAGCUUUUACAGAUUUUACUAGAAGAUCAAGAUCCUUGCUGCGUUAGCCCUAGAAAAGGUUUUCAAUCAACUAAAUCCUUACAUUUGUCAAUAACAAAGAAAUCCCUUAAAAUAACGUAAACAAAAUUCUUCCUAUCAUGUUCUUUGCAAUUCUAAUCCAGUCUUUCAGGACUCACACUCCUUCGAGGGCUUCCUGAUGGCGAACGACUAAAAAUAAAGGGAAAAACGAAGUCACUAGGUUACUCAAUGUUAAAAUUAGUAAAAAAUGGAAAUUAAUAAUUAGUGUUCUUAAAAGGGGAUCCAUGCUACCUGCACAUUAGUAAUUUUAACCCUAGCACCUAUUUGGAUGCUGCUUUAGAAGAGGAUGUUAGUUGGAAUUGAAGGCUACAAGCUCUUAAUGUUAAAUACUGAAGCAAACUUAAAAGUUUGCAUGCACCCCCAUUCCCACAGGAAGUAUUACCAAGCUCUCUUGCAGUGUUCAAGAAGCAUACUUACCCCGAGUUAAUGGAGAAUGGAUAUAAAUGGCUCAUAUCAAAACUGAAAAAGCAAGACUGAAUAUUAAAUCAAGUAAAAAUGCUUUUAAACACAUAUACUCAUGAGGAACUAAAUUCUGACACAGUCUACUAUUAAGUAACAGCUAGCUGCUGUUCAAUGUCUAGAGAUUGUCCUGCCAAUUUCCUGAAGGUUUCAGUCACAACUAUAAACCUUCUCGGUUUAACCUUUGAGCCAUUUACAUUUAUUGUCCAUUAACAUAGCCAGGUAAUAUGCUCCAUCAUUAUUAAUAUGCUGUAUUAUUAUUAUUAUUAGUAGUAGUAGUAGUAUUAAACACUCUUUUUGAGAAUGGUUCUGGACUUUGGUUAAAUCUUAAAUUUGCUUAAGAGAAAAUAUUUAUUACACUUAAGUGGCCUGCCACAGUUCCUCAGACCCCCGGGUGAAUAGUAAUCACUCACUUUCCCAACAGAUGCCAGUUUUUGUGCUUUUACCCUAUUUCAUGGAUGAUCUCCCAUUAUUUCACUUUUAAAAAUACCCUAAAAACUAUUAUGAGCUGUAAACAAAUCACAGCUCUACAUUUCAAACAUUGUAGGAAUUUUAACAUUUAGUAACAUUAUUUUAAUGUUUUAAAUGUAGAACUGUGAAUCCAGGAUAUGCAACACUGUUAUAAACUUUAUUUCGAUUGUUAUCUGCGUAAAAUGCAAUAUAUGUCUCCUUCAGAGGCUUAGCUUACCUUCUCUUUAAAGAUGGUGAUCUUGAUUUGGAACGGCUGUUAAAACAGCAUCAAUUACAUCACAUUAGCAAACACUAGACUGAUCCAGUAUCUACAGCCAGGGAGGGAAACCAGUGGACCUACAGAUGUUACUGGAAUACAACUCCCAUCAUCCCUGACCACUGCCUAUGCUGACUGAGACUGAUGGGAGUUGGAGUCCAACAAUAGCUGGAAGGCCACAGGUUAACUACCCCUGAUGUAUAGCCAUGAUUUAUCGGUUUUAAAAUAAAAGCAUGAAAGAAGCUGGUAACACCUUGCAAUUGGUUAUUUUGAUGCUGAAUACUUGAGAGCCACAAAGAUUGCUUCUAAACUACUUAAAUGCAUAGAGUAGGCUAAAUGAACCUGCAUUCAAAGCAUAAGCCUGUGUGUAUAGUAGACAUUGAUGUUUUCGAUUAAAGCAUUGCAAGAGGCAUUUGAAAGUGAUUACCAUUUAGAAAAAUGCCCAUUUCACAUAAUCCAGCUAAUUACUAAUUACUAUUUUACAAAGCAUCGAAGUUUACCUGCUUCUGGGUCGUGAAACGGACCUGGACCUGGAUCUUGACCUUGACCGAGACCUAGGUUUUAAAGAGAAGGCACUCAAUUCCAAGCUCUUAACACAUCUAUGCAGGUGAAUGAAAGCUGUCAUGAAACAAGGUUGUCGGCAUGCAGUCACAGCAAUAUACAAAGUUCAUUAAUUCUAUUCAUUCUGGAGGAAACUUAGAACAUAUGAUGCCCAGAUGUUCUUUUCUUCAGAGAUAUAUGUAUGAUUCUAUCAUUGUUGCAUUUAUUUAUAGGUUUUUUUUAAAAAAAUAUUGCCUACAUUUCCUUUUUCUUUUGUAAGCUGCUUUGAAUAUCGGGCAAAAGUAUUAAGAUACUAAGGAUAAUUAAAUUGACUCCAUGAACAUUAAGCUUAUUCGCAAAAUUACCUUGAUCUUUUUAAAGAUCCUGAACGGGAUCUGCGUGGCGAGACAGAUCUGGAUCUCCGAGGGGAGAGUGAUCUGGAUCUCCGAGCAGAGACAGACCUGGAUCUAAAAGAGAGGUGGCUGUUACAAAUAUGUCAUUCUGAUUUUUAAACUAAAGCACCUUGUUUCAAUUUUGAUACUCACCUCCGGCCACGACUUCGGCUACGUGAGCGAGAAUAUCUCCUUCCUCUGGACCUUGAAUGAGAUCGAGACCGUGACCUAGUUUUAGGUUAGAUAAGAGAAGUAUUAGACCACAAGUUUAACAGUUAACAUGUGAGCCUUUGCCAAAGCCAAAAUAUCAGAUAAUUAAAAAUUAGUGUCUUGUACGUUGAAAAAAAUCAGGGCCUAUGUCUUGAGUAUUUUUACUACCUAAAAAAGAUGUUAAACUGAAUAACAUUUUAGAAUUACAAUCAUAAUAUAAAACACUGUAAUGUGUAUUUAAAAUAAACCUUGCAAGUUUGCAGGUCGACCCUCUUUGGCCCAAGGUCUAGCAGAUCUAGACGAUCUAGAAGUAUCUAUAGCCGGCCGCUGCAUCUAGGUGUUCUCUUCAAUCUAACGACGAUCAAACUGACAGCCAAAUGAGCCAGGUGAGGCUUGAUUGACGCAAGAAGAUUUUUCUAGGUGGGAAUGUGGUCAAUCUGGUGUUCCUCUUUUUAAACCGGAGGGGGCCCCAAUUGAAAGCCAAAUUUACUGUUACGGCGAUCACCGUCUCAAUUUUUCUGCCCUUUAAAGAAUAAGGUGAAGCUAGGUGUAGAUGGCUCGAGGGGAUCUGGCCUCUUAUGCUGAUCACCUCAAGGUCUAGGAGGAUCUUAAUUGUCGGAUUUGCAAGGCGCCUCAGCAUGAAAUCUUAAGGCUCGUGACAUUCUGAAUCAA